Fundulus heteroclitus (mummichog) is the source of this 5727-nucleotide messenger RNA. RefSeq lists its product as uncharacterized. NCBI's taxonomy places the organism in Eukaryota, Metazoa, Chordata, Actinopteri, Cyprinodontiformes, Fundulidae. The record is from RefSeq and is a predicted model, not a curated record. Bases 265 to 4605 code for a protein of 1446 amino acids. The transcript has 17 exons.
UGCUGGUCCCUACAGGAGAUUCAUGCCUUUGUUCAGGAGUUCCUGUCUGUGGUACAACGUUUGCCCUCAUGCAUCUCCACGCUGCAGGCUCUGUCCAGGCUGCCGCUGCCCUCCAGCUUCAGCGAGCUCCAAUACUUCUGCUGCACAAAUGAAGCCAAGUUCCUGCAGCUUAGGAGGGAGCUGGGGUUGGACGAACUUUUGAAACACUGUGAGACUGUGUGUGAGAAGCUGCGCCACCCUGACAGAGAGCUGUGCUACCAAGCCAUGGUUGGCACCCCCCUUUUCACUCAGACCGCCUUUGAAAUGUUGCAGAACCACAGCAGAAUAACUGCAGCGGUGGACAAAGUUGAGCUGCUGUGGCAGCAGGCUUUUUCCAAGGCCCAUCUGCAGCUUCAGGUCUUACAGCUGCGCCAUGGUGCGCUGCAGAUUAUUGUGAAGAUGGAAAGUCUUCAAGAAAAGCUUCGGCUUUACAAAAUGGAGAUGGCAAAGGAUUCUGCAGCGGCAGAAAUGGUGCUGUCUGAGUUUGAGGCAUCGAUUUCCACUCCUGCUAUGGCUUUGGUUCGCUCUGCUGAGGAUGUGAUCGACAUGUUAAAAGAAAUUUUACCAGUGAAAUUCCAAACCAGGGAGUGCUGGGCUCUGGGUCUAGAGAAGCUAAAGGAGGAACUUCGUUCUGCUGUGAAUUUCAUUCAUCAAACCCUCAGUGCAGUUUGCGACUACCAUAACUAUUACAACAAGGCCAACACUUGGUACAGUCUAGUCCUCAGAGACAACUUCCUCCCAGAACUCCUUUCAGGUGUUCAUGGAGAUCAACUUUCCUCUUGGCGACAGACUGAUGAUUUGAAGCCAGUCCCUGCAUGGAGACAAAGGCUUUUUACUUUCCUGAAGAAGAAUCCUCCUCCAGACAUAGAGGAGUUGCUCCAUCUGUCCAGGGCCAUUCCAGACAAUGAAGUGCAAUUGGCGUGCAGACGCCUUUCUCAGAGAUGCAUGGUCCUUAGGAUGCUCCUUCUGUCUUCUGGACCAGUGUCAGUGGAGCAGCUUCAGCUCGCCCUCAAGUGGCAAUAUGAGUUGUUGCGCACCAGCCAUGUGAAUCCAAGCCCUGAAAGUGAUGGACUGCCUAAAUGGAGCCCUUCCGAUCUGAACCACACCAAAUGCGACAACAGGCCAGAAGCGGAGAACCAUCGCGCUACAUUGGCUUCUCCUGCAGCUUUUGACCUGGUGUCACCUGCUUGGAAACAACCUUCUGCCGAUACAUUUUACCCUGGUUUAGAUAGUGUUGGGAGCACCCAGCUGGAGACUUUAGGAAGAAAAGAUGUGGAGAAUUUCCUAAAAUUAACAGGGAACUCUUAUCUAAUGAGAACUGCGCCAGGGCAGCCCGACAUCCAUGGGGAGAGCCCUUCCAGUACUUCAGAUGGUGAGCAUAACAAGAAGGAAAUCGGCUCCGGACCUGCUGAAAACCUCUCCAGCGCUAGCAUCCAGAUUAUCCCUAAAGUAGAAGCAGAAUCCUUGAACUUGGAGAUAACGGUAAAGCGCUCGGCUGCACCACAGACAAAUCCUUGGCUUAGCUUGCCAGUGGAUGACUUAGAAAAUUCCUACACUGUCACCAUUACCCCAAAGCCCACUCCCCAAAAGAAAGAGGCUUCUCAGAAGCAAAGCUCUGAGGUAAAUGUUGCUGUUGACCAGGAAAGUGGGUGUUCAGACCAGCUGGCACAGAUGGAGAUGUUGAGCUGCACAGAGCCCAGAGAACCACAGAGCACAGACUGGAUGCUGCAUGCUCACAGUGGUUUGGAGGAUCCAGAACACAGCCCUGGUUGCAACAUCCUCUCUAGCACAUUUACUGAUGGGAGAGACCGGUCCAUCUGCGGCUCAGAGGGGGUUCCUACUCUGCUCUGGGAUUCUUAUGACCUGCAUGAUGAAAAGCCAGAAGCGGACAGUGUGACGGAUACGUCACUAAUGGACUGGGAGGUAAAAGAACAAGAGAACCUAAGGGAGGUGGAGAAAUUAUUAAACAAGGCUGAUGGGAUACUAGAGGAGGAGGAGAAUGUUUUGGUUCAAGAAGCUGUGCUGGAUGCCCUGCUGAGAGCAGGGAACACAGAGGAUCUCUGGCCACUGUGGGCCAGUGAGGAACAGCUAGAUGAGGCAUCCAUUGAGCUGGCUGAAUCAAGUGUUCUUAGCUUUGACGAUUGCCUUCAGCCUGAGGGAUCUAGACUCCUCAGUGAAGUUAUGUCUCCUGAUUCUACAAGAGAAAGUGAAGCUUUUUCAGAUGAUGAUGAUGAUGAUGAAGAUGAUUAUUUGUGGACUAAAGCUGAGAAUGCUGAAGGACAUUUUGAUAACAGACGGGCCCUGGUGAAUGAGAUGAAAACUGUUCAUGAUGCCCUUGAUCAAAUGAUCAAAGAGAACCUCAAUAUCCAUGAUCUGAGACCAUACCAGGAAGGCUUACACAACCCACCCACCGAGAGCACACCUCUUACUUCACAACGUGUAUCGGUUGCAAACACAGAAAGGGGAGCCUUCUCGUUGCAACUGGAAAGUGAGAAACGAGAAGUAAGGAGUUCGGUUGAAGCACCAGAAGGUAAAGACGGCGCUCAACAGUCUGGGAGGUAUUUUGUUACAGACCAGUCUGAAACGGACAGCAGCGAGAGCGGGGAGCCCACUGAUGAGCAGUGCGAAGGGCCAGACGGUGGGUGGAAGGCUGCCAUGAACCCUCAGGCAACAGAUGUUUUUGAAGAGAAACCAUCACGAUCUCAGGGUCAUGUUGGUCCCUCUGAUUGUGAACUGUCCUUUUGCAACACUGGUAGAGUGUCUAGUUUCUGUGAUUUGAAGGAAUCAUCUGUGGUUGUCCAGCCUCUAAUUAUUUGUGGGAAAUACUUGCAUGAAAGUACUCCAUGCAUUGGCGAAAACACAUUAACCUCUGGACUGGUGCCACAUGGAGAGGUUGAUCCAGGAGGAAAUCCAGUCCUACCUGUAACUGAGCCAGAAACUGGUUCACUUCCUGUCAACAGUCCACCAGCUCAACACGAAAAUCCUCCAGCUCCACAGGUGUGUGGACCAGGUUCAUCUCUACUGGCCCAAGAUCCUGCUUAUACCCAACAGGAUUUAAAGGCUGAGGCUCUUGGUGGUGGUUUGGAGAGAGUAAUAAUAGAUGACGGGAAGAAUAUUUUCAAUCCAAAUGUAAAGGAACACAAUAAGAACAAUAAUAACCUUUCACUGCAUGGAAAUGGUAACGGGGAACCUUCAGAAAUGACUAAUGUUGAUGAAAAGGAUCCCUCCAUGGUGCCUGUUGGGUUACUACAGACAGAUAUGGAGCAAACUAAGGCAGACCUGCAAUCUGUACUUAAAAAUGGUCCCAAUCAGCCACUGGAGUUUGACCCAAGUGGAACAGAAGAGCUGACUGAUGGGGUCCAGAGCUCUGACUCCAUGAGAAUGUCCGACCGUGUGGCACAGAGGAUCCAGACUGCGUUAUGGGAGGACAACAUAGAGAUUGCAGAUUUCAAUAUCCCUGUAGUGCUGGAUAUAGGCUCUGGUUUGAUGAAAGCGGGAUUGGCAAAUCAACACCAACCAAACAUUACGUUCCCAACAAUAACAGGAGAGCCAAAAUAUGAGGUUAUAAUGAAUGGGACCUUGGAGAGGGAGAUCUAUGUUGGUGAUGAUGCUCAACAAAUGAGGGGGGUUCUGACUUUAAAGCACCCCAUAAAGAAUGGGAUAAUUUGCAACUGGGACGACAUGGAAAAAAUCUGGCAGCACACAUUCCAGCAGCUGCCGGUGGAUCCUCGAGACCACCCAGUUCUGUUGACUGAGAAAGCCAUGAACCCCUUGGAGAACCGGCAGCGCAUGGUGGAGAUCAUGUUUGAGCAUUUCGGUGUUCCCUUUGCCUACGUGGCCAUGCAAGCAGUGCUUGCAUUGUAUGCAGUAGGGAGAACCACUGGUGUGGUGUUUGACUCUGGAGAAGGAGUGAGUCACAGUGUGCCUGUGUUUGAGGGCUACAGUCUACCUCAUGCAGUCCAGCGCUUCCCUUUGGCUGGGUUAGAUGUUACGCUGCAGCUUAAAAAGCUUCUGCAGGAACAGGGUGUCUGUAUGCAUACAACGGCCGAAGACCAAAUUGUCAGGGAGAUGAAGGAGAAGUGCUGUUGUGUUUCAUUAAAUUAUGAAGCCGAACUGAACCCAGAGAGGUCAUCCUGCAGAGAAAUGCAUUACACCAUGCCGGAUGGCCAGAUCAUUACCCUUGGCACAGAGAGAUUCAGGGCACCUGAGAUUCUGUUUAAACCUGAGAUGAUUGGACGGGAGCAUUACGGAAUGCAUGAGAACAUUUUCAAGUCAAUCUUUAGGUCAGAUAUUGACCUUCGGCGCUCCUUCCUGGGCAACAUUGUUCUUUCAGGUGGGAAUACUCUACUGCCAGGCUUGCCAGAGCGGCUCCAGGCUGAGAUUAAGAACCUGGUGCCAGCCGACAUGGGAGUGAAGGUUUGCGUAACCAGCCCCAAAGACAGAGACUUCUUGGUGUGGAGUGGAGGAGCGGUUCUGGCCAACCUGCCCAACUUCGGCUCUGCAUGGAUCAGCCAGGGCGAGUAUGAGGAGUAUGGACCGCAAAUUGUCUUCAGGAAGUGUUUUUGAGACACCUGAGUAUUGCACUUAAUAAAUCACUUUUGACGCUUUGAAACUAUGAGCUUCUCUGAGCCAUUAGGAGCCUUAAAGUAUGUCUGUGUGUCUCAGUCUUACUCCAGCCAUCAGUGUGACCUAUAGGUCUGUACUUAGAGUGUGUGUGUGUGUGUGUGUGUGUGUAAGCAUUUGGAUUUUUGGAGCUGCGUUGUGCUUUAAACUUCCCUAGAUGUAAAGGUGGAUAUUUUGCCAUGUUGGCUGUGAGUAAAAUGUUGUUUUUUAUGUCUUUUUUAUAUUUUCUAAAUGUGUUUCAAGGUUAAUAUGUGUAUGUUUGGAGUUCACGAAGGGGAAGUAAAGCUGGCCUUCAGUUUUCUGACUCCAACCACCUUGUGUUUUAAAACUAUUUUUUAAACUCAAUGUUUUGUGUGUAAGAUGGGGUAAAAAUUGGUCAAUGCAGCAGUACUCCUGUUCAGCUUGCAGUCAUUGUCAUGAAGGAUAACUACUUUUCUGUAAAAUGUGUUGACAUACUCUCAAAUGUGUAGUUGUUUCUGGCAGCUUGUUCAUCCCAUGUGUUCCAGGUGAAAACAGUAGAACCGAGUUGGUGUUUUUAUUAACUGGAGAAAAAUAGCUAAGCUGACUCGGUUACAGCUGGUUUGGAUAAUAAAAUCAUUAGAGGACUCAACAUUACCAGUCAUGCGUCUGCUUUCUAUUCCAAAGUUCAAAAGUAUCUUUUUGCUUUUUAAUGCUCUGCAUUUUGAUACUAAAUCCUUUGUGGUGUUGGAUGUUUUUUUUUUUUUUUUUUUUUUGAUAGGGGCUUUGUAUUUAUUUCAUAUAAUUUUGACCUGAUGUCAUUUAUGCAUGAGUUGCUGCAUGUUUAAGUGUUGUCUUGUGAGUGGUCUUCAGAAGUUUGUUUUUUUCAUGUCACUUAAAGUUCCAGCUGUGGAGUGCAAACAUUGUGGGACUUUGCUGAUGGACGUACACUGUGAGCCGUUUUACAGGAAAGUGUUUAUCUGUUUAAUCUGUUACUGUCAGGUAGCCAAACCAAUCUCAGAAGUAACAAACUGAACUAAAUUGAAUAAUUCUCACCCCAGUCAUGUUUGUCCCAUCAGUUUUUUUUAAAUAAAUACUUUAUUCAUA